ACACUACAGCGGCUAGUUUUGUGUGUGCCGACUUCAAGAUAUCUUGAUGGCUGAUUACUUGAAGUCCGCAUUCAAUUAUUUUGCUACUUCAAAUACCAACAAGAAUGAGAAUGAAAUCCUUGGAAGUAGUAUAUCUGUUGGACAGUUAAAUCUGAAAGUAAAACGAGUUAUUGCUGAAGGUGGUUAUGGAAUUGUGUAUGAAGCUCAGGAUGUAAAUGAAAACACUUUGUAUGCUUUAAAGCGAAUGCUUGCACACGACAAAGCUUCAGCAGAUCUGAUUAUUCAUGAAGUUCGUUUGCUGAAACAAUUAAGUGGACACCCCAAUAUCCUCAAGUUUUUCAGUGCAGCAUCUGUUGGUAGAGAGAAAGUGAAGGGUGUUGGUACUGAGUUUUUAAUACUCACAGAGUUCUGUAAAGGCGGACAGUUAAAUGAAUAUUUGCCGGUACCACGAAGUGAUACUCCAUUGUCUACCAACGUUAUAUUACAAAUUUUCCACCAGUGCUGUCGAGCUGUUCAACAUAUGCAUAAUCAGUGCCCACCUGUAAUACAUCGCGACUUGAAAAUUGAAAAUCUUUUGCUUACCGAUAACUUCAUUAUUAAAUUGUGCGAUUUCGGCAGCGCAACUACAAUCACCUAUAAUCCAGACCAAUCAUGGACUGCUUUAAAACGUGGAAGUGUUCAAGAAGAGUUGGAACGUUUCACAACACCAAUGUAUCGUGCUCCAGAAAUGUUGGAUCUCUAUCAAAAUUAUCCUAUUGGUACAGGUGCUGAUAUCUGGGCCUUAGGUUGCAUACUAUUUUAUUUGACGUGUACUUAUCACCCAUUUGAAGAUUCAUCAAAACUUGCCAUACUUAAUGCAAAUUACACUAUACCAUCUUCAACCAAUCCAGAAAAUACAGCUUUCUUCAGUCUUAUCCGACAGCUACUUCUAAUUGAUCCAUCUCAGCGUCCUAACAUAAAUGAAGUUCUUGGUGAAUUAUCUGAGUUAGCUUCUAUGAGAGAAGUUCGUGUCAGUGGUUCUAUUCCCCUGCUGGAAGAAAUCGCUAAACGGCGUAAUUUAAAUGCACCCACUCCUACGAAUCAGUCAGUCAACCGUAGCGAACCUAAAAUAAAUGAAUGUCGUCCAGGACCAAUCCAUCCAGAUGGUACUACUAUAGCUAACCAACGGGCAAAUCUGCAACCUCCAUCCAAACCGUCUAGACCUAACCCUCCACCCAUAGUAAUAUCACAACAACAAGGUGCAAGUCCAACAGUCACUUUUAACGCUAGUUCAGCGACGAAGACACAGACGCCUACAGUUACACAUAGUUCAAGUAACAAUCAGUCACAGAAUCAAUCGGUGAGCAAUAUGUUUGGUAUGAUUAAAGGUGGAGCAGGAAAUCUAAUCCGUAAUAUUCGAGAUGCUUCGACAAAGGUUAUUGGAUCUGUUUCUACCUCAUUGAAUACGGAACUUGAUUUCCAGUUCAUCACUUCUCGUAUAGCAGUUACCUCUUUUCCUAUUGAAAGUGGAUUUGAAGUACUUGCCAAUGUUAAUUCAAUGGAAGAAAUGCAAAAUAUGCUUGAUACACGUUUUCCAGAUGCCUACGCUGUGUAUAAUCUUAGUACACGAGCCUAUCGAUCAGAUCAUUGGUUUCAUGGUAGAGUAUCUCAUCGUGGCUUUGAAUCGCAUCGUGCUCCUUCAUUAAAAUCUUUAAUUGAAUUAUGCUUAAAUGCUAGGCUUUGGUUAACUCAGAAGCCUAACAAUAUCUGCGUGAUCCAUUGUACUGAUGGGAAAACGUUGUCUGCAAUGUUGGCGUGUUCUCUAUUAUGUUUUUGUCGAGUGUUUGAUAAUGCUUCACCUGCUAUUCAAUUGUUUGCAUCAAGGCGUGGUAAUCCAGGCUUAAAUGCAUCACAAAUCAGAUAUAUUGACUAUGUGGCUCAGUUAAGUCAUAAUCGUGUAUCUACACCGCAUCACUUCCCUUUAAAUCUUAUCAGUUUAACCAUUGCACCGGUGCCUACAUUUAAUCGAUCAAAAAAUGGAUGUCGUCCGUACGUGGAGAUAUUUGAAGGAAAAACUAUGGUGUGUUCAACCUAUACAGAUUAUGACAAUCUAAGACCAUAUGUUCUUGAAGAUGGCAAGAUUGAGAUACUGUUGAAUGGAUUGACAGUUUUGGGUGAUCUUACGGUUAUAAUUUAUCAUUGUCGAUCUUCGUUUGCCGGAAGUGGAAAGAUUAGGUCAGUAAAGAUAGCUCAGUUUCAGUUGUACACUGGAUUUGUUGAACAUAACCUCACUGAAUUAAUCUAUUUUAAGUCAGAUUUGGAUCAUCUUGACAAUAGUAGCAGUUUUGCUGGUUUCACUAGUCGUUAUGCUGAAAGUUUUCAUGUCACACUGGAGUUCAUGGUCUCGCCUACUGAACGCCCAAGACAAAGUGAUAAUCUCGUGUAUCCAUGGGAAACAUUGCCUUCAGAAGAUGCAUUACGUCCUGAAUUAUGUGUAUCCACUUCACAAGAAUUGACCAGUAUAUUAUCUGAUUUCGGACGUUUUAAUCGUAAGCCAUCAGUUUCAACACAUAGAAAAAAUAAUUUAGAACAAAAUCAAUCCAAUUCACAACAAGAAAAAGUCAAUUCUGAGAAGUCGAUGCCAGCAUAUCAACCUACUGCUGAUAAUUCAAGUAAUAUCCAACAAGAGGCUACAGCUGAUGACGACCUAUUAGUACCAGACUUAAUUAAGGAUAACCAAGUCAAACCUACAGAUCCAUGUACUUCGCCUAAUCAUUCCCAUAAACCAUCUGUUCAUAAUAAUAACAACGUUCAGUUUUUCAAGGAUGAAUCCACUGAAAAUACCACUUCAUUGUUGUCAGAAGAUCGACCUAACUUUGAGUCGGAUUUUGUGGACCUACUGGGAUUGCAUACAGAAUCUUCUGUACCAACCAACGUAGACAGUGUUGGCGAUCCAGUUCUAAUUGAUGUGACUCAAAAUCCUUUUGUAACUAACAGUGAAAAUGCUGGAGACAGUGUCGGCACACCAAAGAAUCAGAAUGGUGUAAAUGAAAGGAAAACAGACAAACAAUUGUUUGUUGACGAUUUAUUCACUUUUUCUCCAACUGUUGAUGAUAGUCCAAAUAUUGAUCUUGUUUGGGAGGAGGCUUUAAGAAAACCGUCAGAAAAUCCUUCUACUACUUACAGUGGUAGUGGUGGUGCAGCUGCUAGUGGCUCAUCUAACAAUCCUUUCGAUCCUUUUGGAAUAGCUACAUCCGAAUUGGAAUCUGGCUUCUUCUCGAAGCCAAGUUUUCAUAAUCCUUCUACACAAAGUAAAAGUAAUUCAACUAAUGACUGUUUUGAACAAACAACUUGUCAUUUAAGUGGAAGUGCAAGUGCUAGUAAUCUGAAUCCACCUACUGUCAAUCCAUUGUUCUCAUCACCUCCUUAUUCUAACUUGGCAUCAAAUACUGAAACUUCAGAUAAUACUGCCACUGGAGUUACCGGUAGUCGUCAUAGCCUUGAUCCGUUCGCAGAUUUUGCUGAUGUACUUCGCAAUGGGCUAAAUAAUCGAAAUUCUCCUGCUGCCACUACUACCAGUAGUAGUGCAAAUGCUAAGCAACCACCGACAACAAUGGGUGGUUUUUCUGCUGGUCCUAGUCCAGUACACCAUCCCAGAUGUAAGUUUACAAGUUGGGACGUUUUGAUUUUAUUACUCUAACAUGUUUAACUGCAUCAUUCCCAUGGUAGUUUAACUUUUCAAUUAUUCUAUAAUUUCGCUUUGUUUCACAUACUGAAAUUUCAUAAGAGAAACCAGCUGUACUACAGCCUUAUUAUACUCUCUUUGUAUUUUUGUUAGGCGUGGUACUACUGAUUUUGUAAAGUAAGGCGAUUAUUCUCCAACCAAUCAGGGUAUUUUCACCUUUUCAGUGAGUAUUGUUUAAAGAAGGUUAAAUAGUCUCGAUUUCUUGUAUCGAAAGUCUUCAUAUUUUUUGACUGAGUUUUUUUUACUGUACAACAAUGAAUGAUUUGCCGCGUUAAAAGUGACACUUACACUGCUGCCAAGUUGAGGAUGUCUAGUUUAUUUCUGAUGAACGAUAAGGCGAAAUCUUUGAAAAUUUGUUGGAAUAUAUUGAAUAUUACUUAUACCCAAAUGCACUAAAAUUACCGUGGAAAAACUUUCGUCACAUUAUUAACUAUUAUUAAGCAUCUGUAACACUGAAUCUACAGUAAUAAUAACAGCUUUAUUCCUGAACAGUGUUUAUGUAAUGUACCGAAUUUCUAGCGGAGUUUAUUGCAUGCUAUAUUUGCUCUUUGUCCAGGAUCUUCAAAUAAAAUAUUAAUUGACAAUAGGUCGUGUGUGACACAUUUCUAUCUGGCUUGAAGCGCAAACCAUCUCUCUUUUGUCUCCUUCGGGAGAUUUACGACAUUUGGUUGAAUAUCAAAUAUAAAAAGUUCAGGAGUACAUUUUUUAAACCAAGAACACAACCAAAAAAAAGUUAUCUCAUCUAUUGGAUUAAACUGCCGUUCAGGAUAAUGCCUUUUCUGAAGUUUAGUAGAAAACUGCGAAUCAGCAGAUUGUAAACUUUUUUAAAUGCUCGCCAUAGUAAAUAUUACUAUUAGAGGUCAUAUUUUACUGAAUUUAGACAAAUCGAAUACGAAAAAAUUAUAUUCAGUAUAUUAAUGGAGGUUUUCGGUAGCCCAAGUCUUAAGCAGGCUGUCGGUUUCCUUACUUAGUGAUGUGAGAAAAUCUAUUAAAUUGAGUAUAUAUUGAAAAAGAGCCGAAAUAAAAUGAACCUGAACCUAGCUGUCUGCUGUUUGAAGUGCCCAAUCGUUAAAAUCACACGGGUUCGAACUUAUAAGUACUUAGUUCUUCUCAUAUUUUAGGAUAUCAGUCAUUUUAUCCCUAUGUAAUACUUUAUGUGGUUUACAGUACACACUAAUCGUUCAAAUUUUCUGCCUGUCAGCUGGCAUCGACCCGAAAUUUACAAACUCAUCAACAAAAUCGGAUGCUAACCAAAAGGAGAAUACUACUAACGCUAGUUAUACUAAUGAGAAGUCCAAUCAAGCUCAUACUUCGUGGUCGGGUUUUACAAAUACCUCAGCAUCAUCAUUUCCAAGUGCUGGGACAGGAGCUAGACCUCAAGUUAACAAAGAUGCUUUUUCUGAUCUACUCGGUGGGUUUGGUUCUUCUCGAACAACUAAUGCAGAUGAUAAACAACCAAAAACAGUCAAUCAAAUUCGUCGUGAAAAGAUGGCUAAAACCACUGAUCCAGAACAGUUGAAAGUUUUUGAUUGGGCUGAAGGUAAAGAUCGUAAUCUUAGAGCGUUAUUAUGUUCCCUUCCUACAAUAUUAUGGGAUGGAGUACGUUGGAAUCAUGUGGGUAUGGCUGAUCUUAUUACCCGUGAUCAAGUUAAACGUCAGUAUCGGAAUGCUGCGCGUGCAGUUCAUCCUGACAAGUGGAUGGGUACAUCUUAUGAAAAUAUGGCCCGCUUGGUAUUUGUUGAACUCAAUGAUGCUAUGGCUGAAUUCGAAAAGGAUGCUAAUAAUAAUUCCUCGACAAAUAUGAAUUUAUGAUCUUUAGAUGAUUGCAUAUAUAUAUCUUCGUUUUCCUCUUUUCGUUCAUUCAUAACAACUUAUUAUUAUUUAACACACUGUGAUAUCAUUCCACAUCACUGAUGACUCUUUUCUGUCAACAUGAAUAUUUCUUUAUUUUAUAAACUAUGUCUCUUCUUCACAUACCUAAUGCGACUGUCUACUUUCGCUACCCUCCCCCCUCCAGAUUAUACAUCUGUGAUGAUAUAGGAUUGAUUAUAUGAAAAAAAAAAACUAUUUUUGUGACUGUUGACUCAGAGAAAUAGAAGCCCCUCUCCUUCACCACCACACUAUCUAUCAACUUUCUUCUUUUGCCUCCCUCCCUCUCUCCCUUCUUCUUCGAUCAUGAAUUCUUCCUGACAUCAGAUUUUUUGCUCCUGGUUCUUUCGCGCAUCUUUUGUAAUAUAAAAAUGGUUAUAUUCAAAGCAUCAUACCUGCUUUUAUCCUAACCUUGUUACUCUGUCUCUGUCAUUAUUAUUAUCAUCAUCAUCACAGUCGUCUGUACAACAGUCAUCAUAAUCCACAUGUGUUGCAGUUGAUAAUAAUAAUAUUCAUGUCUGUAUAAGCUGUGCAAUAUACAAGCGCCUGCUGAAAAACAUAUUCACCAACGCAAAUAAAAAAACAGCACUUUACAAUCAAGUGAAACCUCUGUAUGCUAGGGAGAGAGAGAGAGAGAGUAAUGCCUGUGAAUUGAAAAUUUUAUUCUGCGGUCGAUUUUCGGCCUAUAUCUAAUUGUUCAACUAGUUAAGGCUUUAUCUUCAUUAAAGUGUAUAUAAAAAUGGUAUGAAUGAUGUAUUUAUUAUUACUAUCAUUAUUAUUGUUAUUAUUCUUAUGAUUACCGCUCAUAUUACUAUCAACACUUCAGUAUGGUUAUUUAUCAAUUCUUUAACCUACCAGUUAGUUUUUCAGUUGAAAUUUUUUCUCCUUUUAUUUUGUUCUUGUUAUUGUUGUUGUUUUCGUCAUUGUCAGGUAGUUUUCACAAACUCCUGAACUUAUUAUCCUGUAUAAUACAUUUCUGAUAC
This is a messenger RNA of Trichobilharzia regenti, 6576 nucleotides long. Lineage: Eukaryota; Metazoa; Platyhelminthes; Trematoda; Strigeidida; Schistosomatidae. The record is from the annotation of a GenBank genome assembly.